Molecule: messenger RNA, 660 nt
Organism: Caenorhabditis briggsae
Lineage: Eukaryota; Metazoa; Nematoda; Chromadorea; Rhabditida; Rhabditidae
Exons: 4
Coding region: 1-660 (219 amino acids)
Source: RefSeq, a predicted model, not a curated record
AUGCUACUGGUUAUUCUAUACUUUGUCCUAAAUUUCGCCGGAUUUCUCGCCUUUUUAGCAAUUUGGAAUCGUCUACCGAAGCCAAAACCAUUCGACUAUACCACUAUACCGGGUAUGAAAUUGAAUGUUUCAACGGCUGAGGAGAUUCCAGAAUUAGUAGCAAUGCCAGGAGAAAAAGUGGAUUUUGAGUUUAAAGGAAAUUUCGAGGAAAUCAAAAAGUUGAAACUUCCAGGUUCCUAUCUCCACGGCCAUCCCAAAUACUGUACUUCUAUUAAGCUAGCCUCCCUAAAAACGUCCAGUGGCUCUCAACAAAUCCACGUGGAUCAGAAUCUUUCAGAAGACGUGCAAAACCGUCUUCUGGUGACUUUAGAAGACGUGAAUUCAGAGGAAGACGUUAGAUGUGACGUUCCGCAAAUUCUGGAAAAUUUAAAACAAUGCAAAGUGCAAUUAAAAAAGACAAGGAAGUCUUUGAGCCGCCCGCUGCUUGUGGUUUUUGAUACUGAGAUUUGGGUGGAUGCUCACCCGAUUCCGAAAUUUAUCCCCAUCAUAAUCCACACCUCUGAAAUCAUCAAAGCCUGGUCCGACGACGAGCUUUUUCCCAAAUACUACGCCCAACUCUACUGGCUUCCCGGCUUCUCAAUGAUUACAGAGAUUUCCUAA